Molecule: messenger RNA, 2286 nt
Organism: Peniophora sp. CBMAI 1063
Lineage: Eukaryota; Fungi; Basidiomycota; Agaricomycetes; Russulales; Peniophoraceae
Source: the annotation of a GenBank genome assembly
AUGGCGGGCACACUGACUCUAUCGGCCAAGGCCUCUCCGUUCCCCUACGCGGCGGUCAUUACGGCCGCCUACACUCAAAAGGCCGAGAUUGUCUACGACGAGGCUGUCAAAGGGAUCGAGCUGGAGAUUGAUGGAUCGAAGAUCACGUCUGAGGAGGAGGCCGUCAAGGCGCUUGCUAAGGCUGCUGGACUGGCCGACGACAGCUCUCGCUCCGCGUCGUACUACAUCCUCGCCGCCGCGCUUGCCAAAGCGAGCGUCGUCCCCGAGAUCAUCGCCUCGCUCGACUCUCUCGACGACCAUCUCGCCUACCGCACCUUCCUCCUCGGCCACACCCUCACCGCAUCCGACUUUCUCAUCUGGGGCGCGAUCAAAGGCAGCCUCAAGAUCGUCGGCCUCCUCCGCAACGGCGCGCACACCCACCUCGCGCGCUGGUCCGCCCACAUCGAGUCGCUCGAGUCCACCCAGGCUGCUCUUGCUGGCUUGGUUGAGGCGAAGGCGAACAAGGCGCGGAGCAAUCAGAAGACGGCUGCGGGAUUUUCGCUCGGGCUGGAGGGCGCGAAGGAGGGCGAGGUCGUCACGCGGUUCCCGCCCGAGCCGUCGGGGUAUUUGCAUAUCGGACAUGCGAAGGCUGCGAUCUUGAACCAGUACUUUGCGCAGAUGUACAAGGGGAAGAUGCUCAUCCGUUUUGACGACACCAACCCGUCCAAGGAGCGCACUGAGUUCGAAGAGACCAUCCUCGAAGACCUCGCGCUCAUGGGCAUAACAUCCGAAACCGUAACCCACACCUCCGACUACUUCGACCACCUCUACACCCUCUGCGUCCAAAUGAUCUCCUCCGGGCACGCCUACGCCGACGACACCGAGCAAAUGGAGAUGCGCCGCCAGCGCAUGGACGGGCUCCCCUCCGCCCGCCGCGGCGCCUCCCCCGCCUCAAACCUCGCGCGCUUCGAAGAGAUGAAGAGCGGCUCGCCCGAAGGGUCAAGGUGGUGCAUCCGCGCGAAGAUCAGCGUCGACGCCCCGAACAAGGCGAUGCGCGACCCGGUCAUAUACCGCACCAACUUACUCCCGCACCACCGCACGGGCGCGAAGUGGAAGAUCUACCCGACGUACGACUUUGCGUGCCCGGCCGUGGACUCGCUCGAGGGCGUCACGCACGCGCUCCGGACGAACGAGUACCGCGACCGCAACGCGCAGUACCACUGGAUGAUCGCGGCCCUGGGCAUCCGCCCCGUGCGCAUCUGGGAUUUCAGCCGUCUGAACUUCAUCUACACGCUGCUCUCGAAGCGCAAGCUGCACUGGUUCGUCGACCACGGGAUCGUAAGGGGCUGGGACGACCCGCGGUUUCCGACUGUGAGGGGUAUUAGGAGGAGGGGCAUGACGGUCGAGGCGCUAAGGCAGUUUAUGCUGAGCCAGGGCCCGAGCCAGGCUAUUGUGUCGCUCGAGUGGGAUUCGAUUUGGGCGUUGAAUAAGAAGGUCAUUGAUCCGGUCGCGCCGAGGUUUUGGGCGUUGCUGAAGGAGAAGAUUGUACCAGUGACGAUCACAGGCGCCCCCACAUCCCUCGAAUCCAAGACCCUCCCCAAGCACAAAAAGAACCCGGACGUCGGCUCCAAGACGACAACCUACAGCUCCUCAAUCUACAUCGAACAAGACGACGCGCUCUCGUUCGAGCACAACGAGGAGAUCACGCUCAUGGACUGGGGCAACGCCCUCGUCACCUCGCGCACCCUCUCUCCCUCCGGCGCCGUUACCGCGCUCACUAUGGAUUUGAACCUCGCCGGCGACGUGAAGAAAACCAAGAAGAAAGUGACGUGGCUCGCGCAGCCCGUGCCAGAACAAAGCUACGACUUGACGCCCGCGACGCUGGUCGACUACGAUUAUCUUAUCACGAAGAAGAAGCUGGAGGAGGACGACGACGUGAAGGACUUUGUGACGCCCGUGUCGGAGUUCCGCGAGGAGGCGUGGGCGGACGCGAACGUCAAGAGCUUGGCCAAAGGAGAUACGAUCCAGUUCGAGCGGAAGGGGUACUACAUCUUCGAUGGGCAGGGCGAGGAUGGCAAGUUUGAGUUUAUCAGGAUUCCGGACGGGAAGGCUGCGAGUAUCGCGAGCAAGACGGCUGUCGUGCCGACGAAGGAUGCUAAGGAUGGGAAGGCGGGUGGGAAGGCGGGAGGGGACGAGUUCGAGGGGGCGAGCAAGAUGUACAAGGUCGAGCCUGUGUAUGCUGGGAUGGACGUGCAGAGCGCGGCGGACAACGCGAGCAAGAUGUAUAAGGUUGACCCGGUACUGUAG